AAUCGUUAAUCGCUGUAGAAACAAAAGGGUAUGCGUAGAUCUGUCGUGUUGGAUGGUGGAAUUGCAUAAAGUGAACAAAUCUUAUUGCGCCACUAAAGAAAAAGUUUAUCUUCGAGGACUUUUUCAUCGUCUCCGAGCCCUAAUUGCCUUAAACUGCUCCAUCAUUUUAGUCUCAGAUGGUGCCAUUCCUGGAAUCAAAGUACCAACUUACAGGCGUCGAUUAAAAGCAAGAUUCGAGGUCGCUGACGAUGGUGUUGAACCUGGGAAAGAGACUUCACUCAAAAGAAAUAUGGGGUCUGAGUUCUCGUGCAUCAUAAAAGAGGCAAAAGUUAUUGCAUCAACACUGGGGAUACUUUGUUUAGACGGGAUUGAGGAGGCUGAGGCGCAAUGCGCUCUGCUGAACUCAGAAUCUUUAUGUGACGCCUGUUUUAGCUCUGAUUCAGAUAUCUUCCUUUUUGGUGCAAAGACUGUAUACCGAGAAAUAUGCCUUGGUGAUGGAGGUUAUGUUGUUUGCUAUGAGAUGGAUGACAUCAAGAAAGAGCUUGGUCUUGGACGGAACUCAUUGAUAGCUCUUGCGCUUCUGCUUGGCAGUGACUACUCUCAGGGAGUUCGUGGUCUUCGUCAGGAGAAAGCUUGUGAGCUUGUUAGGUCGAUUGGAGAAAAUGUUAUCCUUGAAAAAGUUGCAUCAGAAGGACUUGCCUUUGCAGAAAAGCCGAGAAAGUCUAAGAAGCAAGUUAGGCCUUCUGUGUGCAGCAAAAAGGGGACCUUACCUUUGGUGGUUAUAAAUGGAAAUAAUCGUGAACCAGAAGGACUGCAACAGAUCAAGCAGGUGAUCGAUGCCUUCAUGGACCCCAAGUGCCACCAAGCAGACUCUGCUACAGUUUCCAGGGCCUUAGCUGAAUUCUCUUUCCAGCGCACCAAGCUUCAGGAGAUAUGCCAUCAGUUCUUUGAGUGGCCCCCUGAGAAAACAGAUGAAUACAUACUUCCUAAAGUUGCUGAAAGAAAUCUGAGAAGGUUCGCUAUUCUCCACAAGCCGCAGAUGCCAGAAAAGUGUCCGGUGUCUGAAAUCAUAAAGACCCGCAAAGUACAGGGACGAGAAUGUUUUGAAGUCUCAUGGAAUGAUCUAGAAGGUUUAGAGACGUCCAUUGUUCCUGCAGAUCUUGUAGAAAGGGCUUGUCCAGAGAAGAUCAUAGAGUUCAAGGAGAAAAUGGCAGCUAAGAAGAAGAAACCGAAGCCGAAACAAAAACAGAAGGAAACUAGUUCACCGACCAAAUCUUCUUCACUUGCCGAACUCAGCCUCGAACUCCAACACCUUGAUCUCAACUCAACCUCUCUAGUAACUAGAAGCACCGUAGAAGAAGCUGAGCAAGAGAACGAACAACAAAACUCCAAGAAACAUGAUUACUUGUGUCUUAUCGAUUCACCUGAUAGAGAAAAUUGCAAUAACGCUUGGUCGACCAGGGAUAGAUUCGGUGUUGGUCCGAGUUCCUUAUCAUUGUAUCCGGAAACAGAAGUCAUUGAUCUGAUAAGCCCUUGUCCUGAAGCUCGUUCACGUAGCGUGUCAAGAAGUCAUCAAGAACAGAAGAGACAUGAUCACCAACUUGAGACUGUGAUUGAGCUGAGUGAUUCAGAAACAGACGAUGAAGAACAUUGCAAGAAAGCUAGAGAGCUUAGGAUCUUUCUUGAAAAUAUCAGGAAAGACAUUAUCCUAUGAGACAAAAGAAGAUCAUUUAUGAUGAUUAUGUUAUGAGUUCUUUUUAUCUUAUUUUCGUUUUUGUAGAUUUCUGAAAACUAUUAAAACUUUAAAGCUAUA
Molecule: messenger RNA, 1813 nt
Organism: Arabidopsis arenosa
Lineage: Eukaryota; Viridiplantae; Streptophyta; Magnoliopsida; Brassicales; Brassicaceae
Source: the annotation of a GenBank genome assembly